Messenger RNA from Sordaria macrospora k-hell, 1734 nucleotides. RefSeq lists its product as uncharacterized. Gene Ontology annotation, molecular function: transmembrane transporter activity. The record is from RefSeq and is a predicted model, not a curated record. Gene Ontology annotation, cellular component: membrane. NCBI's taxonomy places the organism in Eukaryota, Fungi, Ascomycota, Sordariomycetes, Sordariales, Sordariaceae. Gene Ontology annotation, biological process: transmembrane transport.
AUGACUACGACAGAGAUCGUGGCCGCUGAUAGCAGCUCCAACUACGACUUGGAGAAGCACAACACGGCCAGCUCCCAGCACAAGCACAUCCCCAUCGAGGAGGACUAUGAGGGCAAGCCCACCCAGGAGGAGCUCGACACGCUCCGCCGUGUGCCCGGCAGCCUCCCCAUCAUUGCUUAUAUGAUUUGCAUUGUCGAGUUCUGCGAGAGAGCCUCCUACUACGGUGUCCAGCCCCUCAUCAGCAACUAUGUCAACCGUCCUCUGCCUGAAGGCGGCAACGGCUGGGGUGCUCCUCCCCGUGGUACUCAGAUGACGGCCGGUGCCCUCGGUAUGGGCCAGAGUAGCGCCAACGCCGUUACCCAGUCCUUCUCCAUGUUGGCUUAUGCCCUUCCCCUCCUCUUCGGCUGGAUGGCCGACGCCAAGACUGGCCGCUUCAAGCUUAUUUGCUGGGGUGUCGUUGUCUUCGGUAUCGCCCAUGUUCUCAUGGUCGUUGCCGGUGCCAAGAACCUCCUUGCCAAUGGAACCUCCAAGGCUCCCUACUUCCUCUCGGUCUACAUUCUGGCCAUUGGUGCUGCCAUGUUCAAGCCCAAUGUUUCUCCCCUUCUCCUCGAUCAGGUUGCCAACACCAAGCCCAUAAUCAAGGUGCUCAAGACUGGAGAGCGCGUCAUCGAGGAUCCCGAGGCUACCACUGAGCGUGUCAUGUUGUGGUUUUACCUCAUGAUUAACAUUGGUGGUUUCAUGGGCGUUGCCACUGCCUACUCCGAGAAGUACAUUGGCUGGUGGCUCGCCUUCCUUAUCCCUCUCAUCCUCUAUCUCCCUCUUCCCCUUCUUUUGUGGUUCCUCCGCAAGCGCCUUAUCCUCCACCCUCCCGGCGGUUCCGAUCUCCCCAACAUCUUCAAGAUUCUCGGUAUCUGCUUCCGCCGCGGUGGUCUCAAGAAGUUCGGUCGUCACGGUUUCUGGGAGUUGGCCAAGCCUUCCAACAUUGCUGCUGCCGGCCUUGAGGGUGUUUACAAGAUUGAGUGGAGCGACCAGUUCGUUGAGGAUGUCCGCCGUACAUUCCAGGGUACUGGCAUCUUCUGCUUCUUCCCUAUUCAGUACCUCAACGACAACGGUCUUGGUUCCGCCGCCUCUUUCUUGUCGACCAUGUUGAAGACGGAUGGUGUCCCCAACGACGUCAUUUCCAACUUCAACUCUCUCAGUAUCAUUGCCGCCGCUCCCGUCCUCAACUACGGCUUGUACCCCAUGCUUAGACGGUUCAACAUCCACUACGGUCCCAUUGCUCGUAUCACCACCGGUUUGGCCAUGUCCUCCCUCGGCGGUAUGGGUUAUACUCUGCUCAACUAUUACGCCUACAAGAAGUCUCCUUGCGGCGAGUACGGUUCCAGCGACUGCAAAAUUGGCACCGGUGUCGCUGACAUCAGCAUUUGGUUCUUGGCCAUCCCCUUUGCCGUUGGCGGUAUUUCCGAGUUGUUCGUCAACGUGCCUGCGUAUGGGUAUUGCCUACUCGCGCGCUCCUGCCAACAUGAGAGGUCUUGUCUCGGCCAUCAACCUGUUCUCCACGGCUGUGGCCUAUAUCAUCGGUCUUGCCUGCUCUUCGGUUGUUACCGAUCCCUACCUCACCUGGAUUUUCGGUGGCCCCGCCAUUGCUGGUGGUGUCCUCACCGUCAUCUUCUACAUCACCUUCAGGCACAUCGACUCGGAGGAGACUGUCUUCUCCCAGAGAGAGACUAUUGA